Molecule: messenger RNA, 1360 nt
Organism: Oryzias latipes (Japanese medaka)
Lineage: Eukaryota; Metazoa; Chordata; Actinopteri; Beloniformes; Adrianichthyidae
Product: bcl-2-like protein 1
Biological process (GO): intrinsic apoptotic signaling pathway in response to DNA damage; regulation of apoptotic process; release of cytochrome c from mitochondria
Cellular component (GO): mitochondrial outer membrane
Molecular function (GO): BH domain binding
Source: RefSeq, a predicted model, not a curated record
AUGAAGAAAAUAGGAGCAACCAGGUCGGAAAUCCAGAUUUGAUGAUUGGUGGAAAGCAGAAGAGGGCGGGACUUGUGUCUAAUUCAGUUAUUCGAUUGGCUCUCUUCCAGUGUACGUCACUUUAGUGUCAAAGUAAGAGACUGUUACAAAAAAUAUAUGUAUUUCUGGGCUCUUGUUUAAAUAUUACCUGAUCAGAAUGCUCAGUCAACACAAAAUAAAUCCUAAAACUGCUGUUGCAUAAAGAAUCUCUGACGUGACAGAUGACUAAGUGGAAGAAAUCAUGGCAUCUGAGUAGGUUGGCUUCACACUGGAGGUUCAAGCUCACACAAUGUCCCACUGUAACAGAGAGCUGGUCCGGUUCUAUUUAGCCUAUAAGAUGUCAUGCAGGGACUAUCCUGUGUCCCUGCUGAAGCCCACAGACGAUGGGGGAGAAACUGAAGAGGACCACUCCGAUGCCCGGAAUCGCAGGCUGGUCAGCAGUGAGGACGGCCGGCUGAGGAGGUCCUGUCCCUGUUGUGCUAGCAUGGACGCCAUCAAAUCAACUCUCAAAGAUUCGGCCGAUGAGUUUGAACGUCGUUUCCAUCAAGGUUUUAGUGAUCUCUCCGUGCAGCUUCAUAUCACUCCAGACACGGCCUACCAAAACUUCAAAAGGGUGUUGGAUGAGCUGUUCAAGGAUGGGAUCAACUGGGGGCGCGUUGUGGGUUUGUUUGUCUUUGGUGGUGCGCUGUGUGUCGAGUGUGUCGAGAGGAAUAUGGGUGAGCUGGUCUCCCGCAUUGCUGAAUGGAUGACCCAGUACCUGGAUGAGCAAAUAAGUCCAUGGAUCCACAGUCAUGGAGGAUGGGAUUGCUUUGCACGGCUGUAUGGCCAGAACGGCGCUGCAGAAGCGAGGAGAUUUCAAGAGACGCUGAAGAAGUGGAUGCUGGUCACAGUGGCCCUUUUAACUGGACUGCUGCUGGGUGUGCUCAUCACCAAGAAACGGUGACGGUGCUUCGUUGUGCUCGUCACUUCACGCCCGAGUUAAGCUAAAAGGCGAAUGUUUACAUUUUCAAACCUCUGCUGCUGCACUGACAGGCUUUUGGAAGGCUGCGUCACAUCUAAUUAUGUUACAGCAAAUAGUUUUAUCUUUUUAAUGCACAGCAGAGUGCAUCAUUUAGCAGAGUGUAUUGUUUGGACUGGAAGCUCUUUAAAUGAACCCGAUAAGCUAAGAAACAUUGACACAUAUCUUUUAUUUCUUCAUUAACAGACAACUAUGUGUGGUCACACAGCUGACUCUUAUUUUCAUUUUGUAUUGCAAUGCUCCUAGUGUUACCUGUGCUGGAGAUUAAGGCAUGCUUCAAAAAUAAAUAUAUUUAUGCUUUUU